CUGGGUGGCAAUCCAAUGGCUUACUCUCUUCAUUUUGGUUUCGGCUAUCCACUUUCAGAUAGGGAAUCAUUUGACAUGUCUUCUCUUCUUUCUUCAUUGGGAAACGUCCAUCUUCACUCGAGUAGUAGGAAUGUCAUUUUUUGGUCCCCUAAUCCCUCCAAGGGGCUCCCUUACUGUUCAUUUUUCCUCAUUUUGAGUAGCCCUCGCGCUUCUAGGAACUCGAGGAAGGUUCACCUUCUCAAGAACGUCGAAUUCUUUACUAGGCAAGCCUUACAUGGGAGAGUCAACACAAUGGGUUGCAUUAAAAAACACCCUUCCUUCCUGUUGAGGCCACACUGGUGCUUACAUAGUAGCAAGGCGUCUGAAAAUCUGGAUCACAUCAUGCGGAAAUCCCAGUUCGCACUUCCAUCAUGGGACUGUUUUUUGGAGACUUUUGGUGUUCGUUUAGCUCGUUAUAGAGAUCGUUCUCUCAUGUUGGGGGAGAAAAAUCAGCUCACUGUAUCAAUAACUGGAGCUACAGGCUUUAUCGGUCGAAGACUUGUGCAAAGGCUACAUACAGAUAACCACAACAUUCGAGUUUUGACACGCUCUAAAUCUAAAGCCGAGUUGAUUUUUCCGGCUAGGGAGUUUCCAGGAAUUGUGAUCGCAGAGGAGCCAGGGUGGAAAGACUGCAUCCAAGGUUCUGAUGGCGUUGUUAACUUGGCUGGGUUGCCUAUAAGUACCAGGUGGUCUCCUGAGAUCAAGAAAGAGAUCAAGCAAAGCAGGAUCAGAGUCACCUCAAAGGUUGUGAGCUUAAUUAACGAUGCCCCCGACGUAGCUCGCCCGACAGUUUUGGUUAGCGCAACAGCUGUUGGUUACUAUGGUACUAGUGAAACAGCAAUAUUUGACGAACGAAGUCCAUCCGGUAAUGACUACUUGGCCGAGGUUUGUAGGGAAUGGGAAGCAACAGCCCUGGGAGCAAACAAGAACGUCAGAGUGGCUCUUAUUCGUAUAGGUGUUGUUCUUGGUAAAGAAGGUGGUGCUUUAGCCAAAAUGAUACCCCUCUUCAAUCUGUUUGCUGGAGGCCCUUUGGGGUCAGGACGACAAUGGUUUUCCUGGAUUCACUUGGAUGACAUUGUGAACUUAAUAUAUGAAGCUCUGACCAAUCCAUCUUAUAACGGAGUUAUUAAUGGAACGGCGCCGAACCCGGUUAAGCUGGCUGAAUUAUGCGAACGAUUGGGAGCUGCGAUGGGCAGACCUUCAUGGCUUCCUGUACCUGACUUUGCUCUCAAAGCCGUCCUUGGGGAAGGAGCUUCUGUGGUUUUGGAAGGGCAACGGGUGGUUCCUACGAGAGCCAAGGAACUGGGUUUUACAUUCAAGUACCCGACUGUGAAAGAGGCACUCAAGGCCAUUCUCUCCUAAGUGUGUCUUCCAUUCUUAUUAAAUUCUUUCCUUUUUUGUUAUGACUUUAAUUAUAAUGUAGUUUGGUAUUUUGUUUAUUGGCUUUGGUUUUCCUUCUCAAAUAAAAUUGUAGUGGAGAAGGAGAUCAAAUAUUUGGUCAUAAAGUUAUGGGCAUAACUGAGGCACGACUUUUAACUACAUUAGCAGCUUCUGUUGA
Messenger RNA from Cucurbita moschata (crookneck pumpkin), 1597 nucleotides. RefSeq names its product epimerase family protein SDR39U1 homolog, chloroplastic-like. The transcript is spliced from 12 exons. Lineage: Eukaryota; Viridiplantae; Streptophyta; Magnoliopsida; Cucurbitales; Cucurbitaceae. The coding region runs from base 16 to 1401 and encodes 461 amino acids. The record is from RefSeq and is a predicted model, not a curated record.